AUGCGCGCAGGUGAGGGCGGCGGCCAUCGAGCGCGGGACAGCCCGGCGCUCGCCGAAGACCAGGACCAGGAGACCGCCGAGGGCCACAGCCAGGCCCUGGACGCCCCGCUCCCGCCCCGCGACGAGCCCCUCGCACAAACCGGACCUGAGCGUUUUGUUCGUUCGGCUCGCGUGAGGCAGGGGCGGCCUCUCAGCACCCGCCCGGGGGACCGGGCCGAUCGCCACGCAGGCACCUGUCGCCGCCGCCGCAGUACGGGUCGGAGAGACUGUGCGCCGCUCCCCGGGGACAUCCGGCUCCCAUCCGGCCCCGCCCGCCCUGCCCUGUCCUACCCACGGCUCAAAGGCUGGCCGCUUCGAUUCGAUAACGAGGGCCGGCCGAGCCAGCUCCGCCGGGUGGCGUAG
Molecule: messenger RNA, 402 nt
Organism: Rangifer tarandus platyrhynchus (Svalbard reindeer)
Lineage: Eukaryota; Metazoa; Chordata; Mammalia; Artiodactyla; Cervidae
Source: the annotation of a GenBank genome assembly